GUAUUUACAUUACACAGGACAUUCAGUCAUAUAGUACACUGUUCAGAGUGGAAGUUAAGCGCGUGAGAUGCGUAGUGCAAUAAUUGCGUAACGUAGACAUGUCGUUCCAGCAAAUAAAUCCUCGACAAGAUCUUGCAAGCAGGAAGAUACUUGAAGAAAUCCAGUUAAAGAAACAGAUGCUUUUGAAGCAAGGUGUGGCGCCUACUCUUAACUCCUCUUCAAUCAGUGCUCUACCUGUCGGAGUAACAAAUCCAUCGUCGAUGUCAGCUGAAGCCCAUAUGCUUUCUCCAUCACAGAGAGUUGCUAUGCAGCAAGCCAAUUCCAUGUCAUUUGGUUUCUUUAUUACUCAGGAUUCACUAUUUGGCAACCUUAUACUACCAGUGCUUCCUCGCUUUCACAAGUAGAUAAACUAUUGUAAAAUGGCGUGCUUGAAAUUAAAAGAACUUGAAUCUUG
This is a messenger RNA of Schistocerca americana (American grasshopper), 454 nucleotides long. Its product is annotated as SOSS complex subunit C homolog. The transcript has 3 exons. Gene Ontology annotation, cellular component: nucleoplasm; SOSS complex; nucleus. Gene Ontology annotation, biological process: DNA repair. The record is from RefSeq and is a predicted model, not a curated record. NCBI's taxonomy places the organism in Eukaryota, Metazoa, Arthropoda, Insecta, Orthoptera, Acrididae. Bases 99 to 404 code for a protein of 101 amino acids.